AUGUCAAACAACAGGCCUCUCGCCUCGCCUCGUCCGCGAGGCAUUCUCAAAAAUGCUUCAUACCAUCGUGAUUCCUACGAUGAGAGGCCGAGCGCCUCUUUGGACACGCAGAAAGAGCAACAAGACCAGGAUGAAACCUCCCCUUUGAUAGCACCAAGACGCGAAAGCGUCGAGUCUGCUCUCACCAUUUCCUCCAUGCCCUCUCCGCAGGACUCGGACCCUUGGAACAACAUCGGCUCCGAAGAGACGAAGAGCCAGUGGUAUCUGGUCCUCUUGACCCUCUCAAUCGGUGGCCUCCAGAUUGCCUGGUCUGUCGAACUGUCCAAUGGCUCACCAUAUCUACUCAGCUUGGGUAUUAGCAAGUCGCUCCUCGCCUUUGUCUGGAUUGCCGGUCCACUGUCUGGUACAUUGGUCCAGCCUUACGUCGGCAUCAAGAGCGAUAGAUGCCGCUCGCCCUGGGGAAAGAGAAGGCCCUUCAUUGUUGGAGGUGCCAUCGCAACAAUCAUAUCUCUUGUCUUGCUGGCGUGGACCAAGGAGAUCGUGAGAAACUUCUUUGCCAUCUUCAAAGUCGGUGCCGAUACUCAGACCGUCCAUGUCGUCUCGAUCGUGUGGGCUGUCAGCUUCAUCUACAUUCUUGAUUUCGCCAUCAACACCAUCCAAGCUGCCAUUCGUGCCUUCAUAGUAGACAAUGCGCCCACUCACCAGCAAAACGAUGCCAAUGCAUGGGCUUCACGUAUGUCUGGCUUCGGUAACAUCUUGGGCUAUCUCUCUGGCUAUGUCAACCUACCCAAGUACCUCGGCUUCUUUGGAAACACGCAGUUCAAGGUCCUCUGUGUCAUCGCUGUUCUCGCCAUGUCCAUCACCGUUACUAUCUCCUGUCUCAGUAUCAAGGAGCGAGACCCAAGGCUCGAGGGAACCCCUCCUCCACAAAAAGGAGGCGUCUUGUCCUUCUUUGUCGAGCUCUACCGCUCUAUGAAGCGUCUGCCUCCUCAAGUCCAAAAAGUCUGUGCUGUUCAAUUCUUCGCCUGGAUCGGCUGGUUUCCGUUCCUGUUCUACAUUACUACCUAUAUUGGCGAGAUCUACGUCGAGCCAUACUUUACCGAGAACCCUCACAUGUCGCCCAAGGAAAUCGACGCCACCUGGGAGCGUGCAACCCGUAUCGGCACCUUUGCUCUGUUGAUCUUCGCCUUUACGAACUUGGCUGCAGCAGUCGUCUUGCCUUUGUUGAUCGCUCCUGGUUUCGAGCCUCCGUCGCCUCAACCUCACACCCCGCUCACACCUCGUGCCUUUACACCUACUACACCUCGCUCCAUGACCGGCAGCGACUACUUCGCCUAUACUCCUACGCACUCUACCAGUAAGCUCAACUUGACUGAACCUAAUCGCUGGGAACGCAUCAAGAGUCGCAUGCCAUCUGUGCAGAUGAGCGCCUUCACCCUCCGUCGUGCCUGGAUCUUGUCGCACUUGCUAUUCGCCGGCGCUACCUUCUUGACCUUCUUCGUCCACGAUACAACCACUGCGACCGUUCUUGUUGCUUUUAUCGGCAUUCCGUGGGCGCUGAGCAACUGGGCUCCUUUUGCGCUCAUUGCUGCCGAGAUAUCGAAGAGGGAAGCCAUCCGUCGUAAUGAGAUUCCAGCUCCGGCCACUGCUGAGGGUCGGGCUCUGGCCAAUGGCGAUGAUCCGUCCGAAGGUGCUGACCAAGCUGGAGUCAUUCUUGGUAUUCACAAUGUCGCUAUCGCCGCACCUCAAGUCAUUGCGACACUUGUAUCGAGUCUGAUCUUCAAGCUUCUGCAAAAGCCUCGUGGCACACCUGGCGAUGACAGUGUCGCUUGGGUUUUGAGAUUCGGUGGUCUUGCUGCGCUUGUCGCUGCUUACUUGACCACACGUAUCGCAGAAGAGGGUGAGGAGGAUGAGCAACUGUAG
Molecule: messenger RNA, 1923 nt
Organism: Aureobasidium namibiae CBS 147.97
Lineage: Eukaryota; Fungi; Ascomycota; Dothideomycetes; Dothideales; Saccotheciaceae
Exons: 3
Coding region: 1-1923 (640 amino acids)
Cellular component (GO): membrane
Molecular function (GO): sucrose:proton symporter activity
Source: RefSeq, a predicted model, not a curated record